Molecule: messenger RNA, 1218 nt
Organism: Oryza brachyantha (malo sina)
Lineage: Eukaryota; Viridiplantae; Streptophyta; Magnoliopsida; Poales; Poaceae
Product: transcription factor bHLH95-like
Exons: 4
Coding region: 1-936 (311 amino acids)
Biological process (GO): endosperm development; regulation of DNA-templated transcription
Molecular function (GO): protein dimerization activity; DNA-binding transcription factor activity
Source: RefSeq, a predicted model, not a curated record
AUGGCAAAAGAGGGCACCAGCAACGGCGGCGCACCCCCGGCUGCCAACGUCAACUCCAUGGUCUCCGGCGGCGACAACAACAACGAGGGCACUGGCGAUUCCCAGGCCGGCAACCUGCAGCCGGCGGCCGACAAGGGCAAGGGCGUCGACGAAGGUGGGUCCAACGGUAAGAGCACGGCGACGGCGGCGGCGGCGGCGGCCAGCAGCACGAACGUUCCGAACCAAGGAAGAGCCGCCGGUGGCGGCGGCGGCCGCAGCCGCGAGAGGAUGCACAUCUUCGCCGAGCGCGAGCGCCGGAGGAAGAUAAAGAACAUGUUCACCGACCUGCGCGAGCUCGUCCCCAGCCUCACCAGCAAGGCGGACAAAGCGAGCAUCGUCGGGGAGGCCAUCAGCUUCAUCAGGGGCCUGGAGGAGACGGUGACCGACCUGGAGAGGCGCAAGAGGGAGAGGGACAGCCUCACCGCGCGGUGCGCCCGCCUCGGCCUCGGUGGCUCCUCGUCCUCGUCCGCGGCGGCGGCGGCUCCACUAACCCCCGCCGCCGUGCCGCCUACCCCGGCGCCGGUCACCCCUGCGCCUGCCGUCGUUCAUCCUGAUGCGGCGGCGGUGCAACCAGCGGCCGCCGCGGUGACCGCGCCGUCGGAGUUCAUGGUGUGGUCGGGGCCGAGCGUGGUUCUGAACUUGUGCGGCGGCGACCAGGCUUUCAUCAACAUUUCCGUGCCGCGGAGCCCCGGCGUGCUCACCAUGAUCGUCGACGUGCUGGAGAGGCACUCCGUCGACGUUGUCACGGUGCAGAUCUCCUCCGACCAAUCCCGGUCCCUGUUCACCAUCCACACUCGUGUGGACAGAGAGCGUGGAAUGUUCAUGGACACUGCGACGUCUGAAGAGAUACACCAGCUGGCUGUGUCUGAGAUGAUGGUAUUGCUCCACAGCAAGUGAUUUAUCGUUAGACGGUUAGAGUAUGUUGCAUGCAUACAGUUGCAACUAGCAAAGGGGCCAUUUGGGAUGAACUCGAUACUCAAUGAAUGUAUGGCUCCUUUCUUGGUUAAUUUGAGCUUUCCGAUGUCGCGUUUGAACUGAACCUGUUCACCUUAUAUAACUUUCAGUUUUUGAACAUUGUGUUGUAGUAAGUCAGUAACAUGCACCGUUAGCACUGUCUUUUAAGUUGUUGAUGAUCAAGCGUUUCAUCACUUCAUGAUUAAUUAUCCCUGGUUGUCUAGA